Molecule: messenger RNA, 3026 nt
Organism: Anguilla rostrata (American eel)
Lineage: Eukaryota; Metazoa; Chordata; Actinopteri; Anguilliformes; Anguillidae
Gene: shkbp1
Product: SH3KBP1 binding protein 1
Exons: 18
Coding region: 170-2680 (836 amino acids)
Biological process (GO): protein homooligomerization
Molecular function (GO): protein binding
Source: RefSeq, a predicted model, not a curated record
AAGCCGUUUAAAAACGAAUGUUUCCGGAAGUGGCAAGCCGGAGAUGUGAAAUGUAGAUAAUGCACAGCGUGUAUAAAGUUUAAUAUUUUGUCACUGUCCCGACCACCAUGGGCUUUUAUCGAUUUAAUAUUUAGGAAUAUAUGUGAGGAUAAUGAACAUUGCUUAAGGCAUGGCUAACGUGGCAAGGACUGGAGAAAUUAUUCAUCUAAAUGUGGGAGGGAAAAGGUUCAGUACAUCAAGGCAGACUCUGACAUGGGUUCCAGAUUCCUUUUUCUCAAGCCUUCUAAGUGGCCGGAUUUCCACACUGAAGGAUGAAACGGGAGCCAUUUUCAUAGAUCGAGAUCCGACGCUUUUCACCCCGAUCCUCAACUUCCUUCGCACCAAAGAACUGCACCCCAGGUCUGUCAAUGUGCACCUGCUGAUGCACGAAGCUGAGUUCUAUGGCAUCGCUCCAUUAGUUCGGAAGCUGCAGCUCUGUGAUGAACUUGACCGCUCCUCCUGUGGGUCCGUCCUCUUCAACGGCUACCUCCCCCCGCCAGUCUACCCGCAGAAGAAGAGGAACCGGCACAGCGUCCCGGGGCCGCAGUACAUGACCGGGCGCUCGGGCCCCAUGGAGAGGGCGCCGGUGAGGCGGAGCAACACCAUGCCACCCAACCUGGGCAACGCUGGCAUCCUGGGCAAAGUGCUGGUGGAGGAAAGGCCCUCUGGGCAAGCGGGUGAUCCAGGUAUGGUCCGCAUCAUAUGCGGUCACCACAACUGGAUCGCCGUGGCCUACGCCCAGUUUGUGGUCUGCUACAGGGUGAAGGAGUCCUCGGGCUGGCAGCAGGUCUUCACCAGCCCGCGGCUGGACUGGGUGAUCGACAGGGUGGCGCUCAACGCCAAGGUGAUGGGGGGCUCCCUGGGGGACAACGACAAGAUGGUGGCGGUGGCCUCGGGCACGGAGAUAAUCCUGUGGGCCAUCUGCCCCGACGGCAACGGCAGCGAGAUCGGCGUCUUCAGUCUGAACGUCCCUGUAGAAGCUCUCUUCUUCGUCGGCAACCAGCUGAUCGCCACCAGCCACACAGGAAAAGUGGGCGUGUGGAACGCUGUGACCAAACACUGGCAGAACCAGGAUGUGGUUCCCAUUAACAGCUACGACACGGCCGGGUCCUUCCUGCUGCUCGGGUGCAAUAACGGCUCCAUAUACUACAUCGACGUACAGAAGUUCCCGUUGAGGAUGAAGGAUAAUGACCUCCUGGUGACAGAGCUGUACCGAGACCCCUCUGAGGAUGCCAUCACUGCCCUCAGCGUCUACCUCACGCCCAAAACAAGUGACAGUGGGAACUGGAUCGAGAUCGCCUACGGGACCAGCUCCGGCACCGUGCGGGUCAUAGUCCAGCACCCUGAAACGGUGGGCUCCGGUCCGCAGCUCUUCCAGACCUUCUCUGUCCACCGCAGCCCCGUCACCAAGAUCAUGCUGUCGGAGAAACACCUCACCUCGGUCUGUGCGGACAACAACCAUGUGCGCACCUGGACUGUGACUCGCUUCCGGGGCAUGAUCUCCACGCAGCCCGGCUCCACCCCGCUCAACUCCUUCAAGAUCCUGUCCCUGGAGGACAUAGAUGGGCACGGGGGAUGCAGCGCGGGAACGGAGAUCGGACCGUACGGUGAGAGGGACGACCAGCAGGUGUUCAUCCAGAGAGUGGUCCCAGACACAGACAAGGUCUACGUACGCCUCUCCUCCAAUGGGAAAAGGCUGUGUGAAGUGCGCUCUGUGGACGGCACCUCCAUCACAGCGUUCGUGGUGCACGAGUGCGAGGGCUCCAGUCGAAUCGGCUCCCGGCCGCGCCGCUACCUCUUCACGGGACACGGCAACGGCAGCAUCCAGAUGUGGGACCUCACCACCGCCAUGGAAAUUGCCGGAAAAGUGGACGCAGCUGUGGGCGGGCCCACGGAGGAAGAGCUGCUGGAGCUCCUGGACCAGUGUGACCUGGCGCUGACCCGCACCCCUGACAUGAGUCCCGCCGCCUCCUUCACCCACUCCAGCACCCCCGGCAACUCCAUGUGCAGCUUGCAGUCGCAGGCGAACGAGCCGACUUUGCGGGACAAGGGUGCGAGGAGUUUAGGGCCCUUCAUGGGCAGCCUGCCUCGCCCGGCCCCGUCGGGUCCGUUCGGCCGGCCCCGGGAGGGGCCCGUCUCCGGGGCGAUGGGGGGGCUGUCCCACCACCCCCACCACCUGGGCCUGAGCCAGGUGUCGCUGAGCAGCGCGGGCAGCCCCCGCCCGUCCCGGGGCGGCCCCCCCGACUCGCUGCGCAGGGGCAGCUUCGUGGAGCGGUGCCAGGAGCUGGCCAAGAGCUCGGAGCCCGAGGGGGGGCGGCGCAGCCUGGCCGUGUGCAGCGAGCUGGAGGCGCGCCUGGGCUUCCGGACGUCCUCCUCCUCCUCCUCCUUCUCCCCCGCCUCCUUCUUCCCCGCCGCGGCCACCGCCCCCUCCCUGCGCAGGGUCCCGCCCCCCUCGCCCAGCCCUGCCCUCGCCCCCAGCCCCGCCCCGGCCGCCCGCGCCCAGCCAGCCUCCGCCCAGCCAGCCUCCUCCCCGUCGGCCGAGGCCGCGCCCGCGGAUGCUGCCUCCAGCCCCGCCCCCGAGAGCCCCGCCUCCCCGGCCUCCACCAGCCCCAAGCCCCGCAUGAACGAGACCAGCUUCUGAUUGGCUGUUCUGGCUGCUGAGGCGUUAGACAGAGGGAUGGAGACGUUGCUCUCCUGGAUGAAUGUGGGCGGGAUGUGUUAUGAAUAUGGGCGGGGUGUAUUAUGAAUGUGGGCGGGGUGUAUUAUGAAUAUGGGCGGGGUGUAUUAUGAAUGUGGGCGGGGUGUAUUAUGAAUGUGGGCGGGGUGUGUUAUGAAUGUGGGCGGGGUGUGUUGUGAGUGUGGGCGGGGUGUAUUAUGAAUGUGGGCGGGGUGUGUUGUGAGUGUGGGCGGGAGUGUGUUGUGAAUGUGGGCGGGGUGUGUUAUGAAUAUGGGUGGGAUGUGUUGUGAAUGUGGGCGGGGUGUGUUAU